AUGUCCGUCUCGACAAACGCUAUCUUCAAGCUCCCCACCGUCAAGAACGAGCCCAACUUCAACUAUGCGCCAGGCAGCCCUGAGCGCGCAGCUCUCAAGAAGGCCCUCGCCGAGCUCGAGGCCGCCGCGCCGUUCGAGGUGCCCGCGUUCGUUGGCGGCAAGGAGGUAAAGGUCUCGGGCGAGCGCACUGAGCAGCCCAUGCCCCACAACCACAAGAAGGCGCUCUGCACUUUCGGAACCUCGACUCCUGACCUUGCCAGCCAGGCUAUCGAGGCUGCACUCGCUGCUCAGCCCGAGUGGGAGGCUAUGCCUUUCAACGACCGCGCAGCCAUCUUCUUGAGGGCUGCCGACCUUAUCAGCGGCAAGUACCGCGCCAAGAUCUGCGCUGCUACCAUGCUCGGCCAGGGCAAGAACGUCUGGCAGGCUGAGAUUGACGCUGCCGCCGAGCUCGCCGACUUCUUCCGCUUCGGCGCCGCUCAGGUCGAGCAGCUCUACGCGAUGCAGCCGACCGAGAACUCGCCUGGCGUCUGGAACCGCACCGAGUACCGCCCUCUCGAGGGCUUCGUCUUUGCUGUUACCCCCUUCAACUUCACUGCUAUCGGCGGUAACCUCGUCGGCGCCCCCGCGCUCACCGGAAACGUCCUUGUCUGGAAGCCGUCGCCCAUGGCGACCUACGCCUCCUGGCUCGUCUUCCAGAUCCUCCUCGAGGCCGGGCUCCCCAAGAACGUCAUCCAGUUCCUUCCCUGCCCGAACGGCGACGCGACCAUCUCGCUCGUCGACCGCGUCCUCUCGCACCGCAUGUUCGCCGGUCUCCACUUCACCGGCUCGACCCACGUCUUCCGCCACCUCUGGCAGAAGAUUGGCAACAACAUCAACAACUACCUUAGCUACCCCCGCAUCGUCGGCGAGACCGGCGGAAAGAACUUCCAGCUCGUCCACCCCUCCGCCAACGUCCGUGCCGCCGUCACCGGUGCCAUCCGUGGUGCCUUCGAGUACCAGGGCCAGAAGUGCUCGGCUCUCUCGCGUCUCUACGUCCCGAGGGGCCUGUGGGAGGGCGAGGGCAAGUUCAAGGAGAUUCUCCUCUCCGAGACUGCCAAGAUCACCCUCGGUCCCGUCACCGAGUUUGAGCACUUCAUGGGUCCCGUCAUCUCGCAGGCUUCGUUCGACAAGUGCCUCAGCUACGUAGAGAAGGCCAAGCAGGCUGGUGGCGAGGUCCUCGCUGGCGGCAAGGGCGACGCGUCGAGCGGUUACUACGUCGAGCCGACCAUCAUCCUGACCAAGGACCCUCGCUCGCCCACCAUGGUCGACGAGAUCUUCGGCCCGGUUCUCACUGUCUACAUCUACGAGGACGACCAGUUUGAGGAGACGUGCAAGUUGAUCGACCAGACGACGACUUACGCCCUCACCGGUUGCAUCUUCUCGGACGACCGUGCCGCGACCGUCAAGGCUGGCGCUCUCCUCCGCCACGCUGCGGGUAACUACUACAUCAACGACAAGUCGACUGGAGCGGUCGUUGGUGCUCAGCCUUUCGGUGGGGCGCGCGGGUCGGGCACGAACGACAAGGCAGGGUCCAUGAGCAUCUUCUUCCGUUUUGUCCAGGCCCGCUCCGUGAAGGAGUCCUUCUCCCCGCCCGAGUCCUUCCCUUACCCGUCGAACCAGCGCGAUUAA
Molecule: messenger RNA, 1668 nt
Organism: Rhodotorula toruloides NP11
Lineage: Eukaryota; Fungi; Basidiomycota; Microbotryomycetes; Sporidiobolales; Sporidiobolaceae
Product: delta-1-pyrroline-5-carboxylate dehydrogenase
Exons: 9
Coding region: 1-1668 (555 amino acids)
Cellular component (GO): mitochondrial matrix
Molecular function (GO): L-glutamate gamma-semialdehyde dehydrogenase (NAD+) activity
Source: RefSeq, a predicted model, not a curated record